Erythranthe guttata (spotted monkey flower) is the source of this 2004-nucleotide messenger RNA. RefSeq names its product zinc finger (Ran-binding) family protein (gene VAR3). The record is from RefSeq and is a predicted model, not a curated record. Gene Ontology annotation, cellular component: cytoplasm. NCBI's taxonomy places the organism in Eukaryota, Viridiplantae, Streptophyta, Magnoliopsida, Lamiales, Phrymaceae. Gene Ontology annotation, molecular function: mRNA binding.
GGUCGAAAUAAAAUAAAAAUCACAAAACCCCGGCUAACUAAAACCACAUCUCCCAACAGGCAGAGCCACCGCCCCCGGCUGCGGAAAUGGGCGGCGCAACGAGGUUCAUGACUCUCCUCACAGCUCCAUUCCCAACUCUCCGGCCAUCUCUUAUCAUUAUUCACCGCCGUUUCUCCUUAAUCGCCACCACUCCCUUCCGUCUCCUAACUCUCUAUCCUCCUUCCAAAACCAAAACCCGAACUCGUCUACUACUCGGCAAAUCGUUCCACUCUCAACCGAGCAACAACGCCUUCACACUCCCCGCCUCCGCCGCUCAGCAGCAGCAUCACCACCCCUGGCCGGAAUGGAAUCAUUUUCUCGAUUUACUAUCGAACGGCCAGGGAUUCGCUUCCCCUGAAAAUCUCGGAAUUCCACCCGAAGAUGCAUUCGUUGUGUAUGAGGAAUUGACCGAUGAUUUUGUAGCCGCCGCCUCCACGUGCAUAGCGUUCGCUCGAGCUCGACCAGACCUUAUUAGAUCGCUUUCGAGGAGGAAUAUCGAAGCAGUUGUAUCAAAUGGAACUCCGUUUCUGUUCAGAAGUGCGCUCGAUACAGCAAGGAGGAUGAGGGCAUUUUUGGGAACUGAUGGAAGCAAUGUCUCGAACUUCGAUAAAGCAAAUACAGUUGAUCUAAUGAAGUACAUACUAAGCUACGCAAGCAAUCCGACCGUUUCCCCCGAAAGGAAUGGGCUGUAUAGCAGAGAACUUGUUGACUCGUCUGUACGGAGUUUGUUGCACGAGCUGGUUGCAGUGUGCCGUGGUGUUCAGAUAGGUAGCAUGCCUGCUUCAGGCCAUCAGUUUUCAGGGCAGGCUCAAAGGCCAUUCGGACAAAAUAUUGAAAUGAAGAGAGGUGACUGGAUAUGCUCAAAGUGCAACUUUAUGAACUUUGCAAAGAACACGAAAUGCCUCGAAUGUGAAGAAACGAGACCGAAGAAACAGCUAGCUGGUGGUGAAUGGGAAUGCCCAGCAUGUACUUUCUUUAAUUACGGAAGGAAUGCGGUUUGCUUAAGAUGUGACUGCAGAAAACCUGGUGCUCCGUUACUUAACAAUACCAAUAACUCACAGUUAGGUUCAGUAUACAAUGGCGAUCACUCUUAUAAAACCAACGAAAACAAAGUACCUAUAGGAGGUGAUAAUUUUCAGUUUCCAAAAGAUUCGACAAGUCCGAUCGGUACACAGAACAAAGAGGGGGGGGCACAAGAUGAAAAAUCCGAAAGAUGGUUUAAAAAGAUUGCAGAAUUGCACGAUGUGAAAGAUUCACCCACUGCAGCUCCGGACAAGGAUUUCCCCGAGAUUAUGCCAAUGCGGAAAGGUGAAAACCGAUUUGUGGUCAACAAGAACAAAGAUAGAUCACUCACUUCUCCAAAGUACAAAAGACAAGAAUCAAUGGAUCAAACAAAUAGCUCAAACUUUGUACCCUUUGUCCCAUUCCCUCCUAACUACUUUUCGAAAAACGAAACAGUGAGUGAUGAAAAAAUGGCUCCGCGAGUGUCUGAUAAUGAUGACGUGGCAGUGUCUGAAAGUGGAGGAGGUUCGUCGGAACUGUCUGGAAACAGGUGGACAGGGAAGAGCUUGGAGGGUUCGGCUGUGAAGGAAGCUGAUCCGUUGGAUAUGUCUGAAGAGGCGAAAGCUGAGAGAUGGUUCAAACGUGUGGCUCAGAUUAAGGAUAUUUCAGAGCUGAGUCAGAUUCCGGACGAGGAUUUUCCGUCGAUUAUGCCUAUGAGGAAAGGUGUGAACAGGUUCGUUGUGAGCAAGAGGAAAACGCCGCUCGAGCGGAGGUUGACUUCCCAGCAGUACAGAAGGAAUCUUCCUGUUGUGAGUAGUGAUUCUGUCAAGAAGGAAAGUGACGACAGCUGAUUUUUUAUUUAAUUUUUUUUACAAUUAUUGUUUUUUUUAUCUUGUCUUAACUUAAAUUAGUGUAAUGUUGGUUUGAAGAUUGAGCAAAUAAUUACUAUAGUAGUGUUCUCCA